AUGGAACGGGUGGUUCUGCCCAAUGGUGACGAACGCGACAUCGAGAUCAAGGACGCGCUGUUCGUACCAAGCAUGAGCAAGAAUCUGCUUUCGGUGCCACAGAUCAACAAGGGUGGGAGGUUCCAAGUCGUGUUCGAUGGAUCCAAGAUGCAAGUGAAGCGCAAGAAUUCCACACAAGUCGUGGCAACAGCGGAUCUCGUCGAUGGACUUUACUGGCUGCGGACUCCUCAACGAUCGGCGAAUGCAGCAACACGCAAUGGGACCAUCGACUUGCAUGCGCGCAUGGGUCAUGCACCUCUCGAAGUUCUGCGCAAGAUGAUGGCCACUGGCAUGAUCAAGGACGCCAAGGCACCUCUCAACUCGACUGGUCCAAGUGUGUGUCGCGGUUUUCAGCAAGGAAAGAUGGUCCAAAAACCAUUCCCAACCAACCGUGACAAACGCCAAUAUGGUAUGUUCGAGUUGCUGCACUUCGACAUCUGCGGGCCAAUGGAACAAGUCUCGAUCAGCGGCAGCAAAUACUUACUGCUUGUGGUUGACGAAGCUAGCGGUUGCAUGAAGGGCUUCUGUCUGCGGUCCAAGUCUGAGAGUGAAGACUGUAUCAAGAACCACAUCAUCAAGAUUCAAACACAGUUCGGCACGAAGAUCAAGUUUGUUCGGCACGAUGGAGCGUAUGAUUGCGACCAACUCGAUCAAGACCUUCUACGAAGAUCAUGGUAUCGAGCAACAGAUCACGGUGCCGUAUGA
This is a messenger RNA of Peronospora matthiolae, 744 nucleotides long. Lineage: Eukaryota; Oomycota; Peronosporomycetes; Peronosporales; Peronosporaceae. The record is from the annotation of a GenBank genome assembly.